UUUCAACAUCCGGUAAAGAUGGUGGCGCAGUAACGGAUGAUCAUUUAUUCGGUUUAUAUUUAUUAAACAUUAUUGGAUUUCAACAUUAUACGUAUCCUGAAAAAAAGCGGAAAUGUCGGAUACAGAAGGAAAGGAAGUCUCUGAUAAAGAGAAGGAACAUUCAGAAGAAAAGGAAAUGGACACUGCAAAGUCUCCUAAACCGAGGAAAACCCCUCCAAGCUCUGGAAAAUCCAGUCCUAAGAAGCCUGGCAGUGCCAAAUCUGGGACUAUGACCCCUAAAAGUCCUGCUGGCUCCAGGGGUCGAGCCACUCCAAAAAGCAAGGGGAAGAGAGAGGAGAUCAAAAUGGAGACCCCAGCCCCUGAAGAGGAGGAAGAUGCCACCCUGCCAGACCAUUGUGAACCCAUUUUCCUGUCCUCAAAGACCCAAACCAUCUUUAGUUGUGUAUGUGACUCGGACGUAACCAAGGAAAAUCGGUUCAAGAUAAUACCAAAGGCUGCAAUUCUAGAAGAUCUACACAACCGCGCUGGUGUCUGUGACUUCCAUCCAAUCAAGAAUAAGAUUAUUGAGUAUCCAGGGGAAGAAUUUCUGCUGGUCUAUGACAGAGACUUCAAGUUUGGCCAGAAUUUCUACAUCUGCUUCUCCGAGGAAACAAAAGAAAAGUUGCUCCAUCCCCCCAAGAAGGAGGGAGAGGUGGUUGAGGGAGAGGGCGGGGUGCCAGGGGAGGAGGCAGAGGACACCACGGUGUACAAGUACGUGCCUCCCCAGAGCAAGGAAUGGGUCAGUCACGGCAGCGAGAAAGAGAUCAAGGAGGAGUCGGUCGUGGAAAUGAGGCGUAGGCUGAAGGUGUCAGUGCGCCGUAAGCGGAAGCUGUUUGGUGCCCCAUGCAAGUUCACAGACAGGAAUGUGGGUGACGCAAAAGACGGUUACGUGGAAUGCACCUCAUAUAAGGACAAGACCUUUGACCUACAGAAGAUAGAACUCGACAAGGGCAUUCAGGCUAUCCCAUGGUUCAUGGACUCUGGCACUCAAACAGAGUGGAAGUACCCUCGGAAUGCCAACACGCAGUACUACCCACGAGAGUUCUCGCAACACGAGCAACAAGAGAUCCUGAAGAAGAAACAAACAGGAACAUUCAUGGAUGGAGUUUGCCCCAGGUUCCAGUUGGCGUUGCAGCAGAACGAGAUUAUGGACGUGUUUUUUAACGACUGGCUCAACCUUGGCGAAGCUGACAACACCUUUGGAAGCAAGGCUGAUAAUCAUCUUAAGGAAUACCAAUCCUUCGCAGACCUCCAGUUCUCAAAGGAGAAGAAGAUUACAGACAUCCAGUGGCACCCUACCAUCAAAGGCAUUGUGGCCGUGUCUGUGGCUGAGAAACUGACUUUCGAUGAGAGGAUUGACAACGCCUCAAAAGUCAUCAUGACCCCAUCGCUGAUACUGAUUUGGAGCUUUACUGAUCCCAUAAACCCACAGCUAUUUUUGGAAGCACCAGACGAUAUCCACAGUUUCCAGUUUUGUCCGUCUAACCCAAACAUCAUCGCUGGUGGUUGCCAGAAUGGUCAGUUGGUGUUGUGGGAUAUCUCAGCCCACGCUGACAGGCUAAAACAACCCAGAGGAGGCAACCGGAACAAGAGGGCCACUGUGCUGCCUGGCUUUGAAGACCCCAAUGCCCUGAAGACGCCAAUCGUGCGUUACUGCGCUGUGUCCAGUAUUGAGAACAGUCACCAUGCGCCCAUCACAGACAUCAUGUGGCUACCAGAUCAUGUCGAGAUCAACAGAAUGGGAGUGCCCCAGGAAAACAAGGGUUUUGAGUCCUGCCAGAUAUUCACAUGUGCAACAGACAACUGUAUCCUGGUUUGGGACACAAGACCUACCAAAGGACCACAACAACAACAACAGGGGGCCAAGCCCAAAGACAAGGACGGCACCAAAAACCCCAUAGGCGUCCCUGACACCUUCAAGCACCUGGACCUCACAUGGAAACCCAUGCUGAAGGUCCAUCUCCACAAAUCUGAGCCGGGCGGUGAUCAUGCACCAACAAAGUUCUCAAUAGCAGAGAAGCAGGGGGAUAGAGGGGCAUUAUCCAAGGCGACCGAUGGUGGUGUCCCGGACAAGGAGGCAAGUGUGACUGGCGGAUAUUUCCAGUCCGGGAAACCCGGGUCCGGCCGUGAGAAGAGGACCCUACAAACUGUCAAGACUCAUUUCUUUGUUGGCACCGAGGACGGGGAGGUGGUCUAUGUUGACUGGAUGCCACAGAAGGAUCAGGACACAGGCAAGAUCCAAACGCCAAAACCAGAUUUCUAUCACACCAUGCAUGACGGGCCCAUCAUGACGGUCCAGCGAUCCCCAUUUUUCAUGGAUAUCCUCCUUGUGGUUGGCGGUUGGAACUUCACAAUCUGGAAAGAGGCUGUUGUUAUCGACAAGAAUAACCCAAGCUCUGCUGAAUCGCUGAAAACUUUGAACGUUGCUGAAAACGAUGCAUUGAAGUCAGGACCGAUCCUCCAGUCUGCCCCAAACCCAAUCCGUAUGACUUCCGGGUUUUGGUCCCCCUCCCGUCCGGGAGUGUUCUACAUCUCUAAGGUGGAUGGCAGCGUCGACGUAUGGGACUUACUGGACAAGACCCAUGAACCCUCCAUCACCCAGAGCGUGUCCCCAUCAGCAAUCACAAAGAUUUACCCGCACGCAGUGUCUCACAAGCAGCACCUGUUGGCUGUGGGUGACAGUUCCGGUACCCUGCAUAUCCUGGAGAUACCCUGGAGCCUGCGCCUGCCUGCACCCAAUGAGGUGACUGGGGUAGCCAACUACUUUGAGCGGGAAGUGAAGAGGCGAGGCUUCGUGGUGCAGAGGUGGGACUUCCGAGAGCAUGAGAAGCGAGAACUUGAGGCUGAGGCCAAAAAGAAGGCUGGGAUUGCGCCGAAUGUGCUGCUGACAGACGAGGAGAUUGAGUACCGCUUGAAGCUGGAGUACCAGGCCUAUAUGGAGGCGGAGGGGAACUUCUUGCGAGAGCUUGGGAUCACCAAGGAGGAGGAACCACUGCCCCAGACGUAGACCGGGUGUGUUUUAUAAGUGGUGAAAUUUGAGAGCGAUGAAGGGAGGGCGACGGGGGUUAUUAUGCAUUUUUUUAAUUUUGUAUACUCAUGGCUAAAGUUCUUUCACACAAAUGGACAAGAAUAUGUUUCAGAAUUUUUAGUUCAGUACUUGCUCUGGCAUGGAAAACCUGGAAUUCAUUCUGACGUUUAUCUUCAAGUAUGGUAAAAUGUAUGUAUUUGAGCAGCACUCUGUGAUAACCAGC
Dreissena polymorpha is the source of this 3290-nucleotide messenger RNA. Its product is annotated as dynein axonemal intermediate chain 3-like. The record is from RefSeq and is a predicted model, not a curated record. The transcript has 25 exons. Lineage: Eukaryota; Metazoa; Mollusca; Bivalvia; Myida; Dreissenidae. Gene Ontology annotation, cellular component: inner dynein arm. Bases 113 to 3046 code for a protein of 977 amino acids. Gene Ontology annotation, molecular function: dynein heavy chain binding; dynein light chain binding. Gene Ontology annotation, biological process: cilium movement involved in cell motility; inner dynein arm assembly.